Messenger RNA from Telopea speciosissima, 495 nucleotides. RefSeq names its product dihydroneopterin aldolase 1-like. Gene Ontology annotation, molecular function: dihydroneopterin aldolase activity. Gene Ontology annotation, biological process: folic acid-containing compound metabolic process. Gene Ontology annotation, cellular component: cytoplasm. NCBI's taxonomy places the organism in Eukaryota, Viridiplantae, Streptophyta, Magnoliopsida, Proteales, Proteaceae. The record is from RefSeq and is a predicted model, not a curated record. The transcript is spliced from 2 exons. The coding region runs from base 37 to 438 and encodes 133 amino acids.
GUUAAAAAAUCUCUCUAUCCUUUUGUAGGUGUCUUUAUGGAUGAUGAGGGGAUUUUGAAGGGUGACAAACUUAUAUUGAGAGGUCUGAAGUUUCAUGGAUUUCAUGGCGUAGAAGCAGAAGAGAGGAAGUUGGGCCAGAAGUUCUUGGUAGAUAUGGAUUCAUGGUUAGAUCUCCGAGCAGCAGGUAAAUCUGACGAGUUAACUGACACAGUCUCGUAUGCUGAAAUUUACAGCAUUGUUAAGGAAAUCGUGGAGGGACCUCCUCACAAACUUGUAGAGUCUCUGGCUCAGCUCAUUGCAUGCACCAUACUUGCAAAGUUCCCUCAGAUAUCUGCUGUCCGAGUGAAAGUUGGGAAACCUCAUGUUGCUGUUUAUGGCACUGUUGAUUAUUUGGGUGUCGAAAUUGUUCGAUACAGAAACAUUGAUGUAGAAAAAUGAGCUUCAUAGGUUUGGUUGGGAUAUUCAGUCAUUAUUAUUUCAAUGGUGCAACUUGGU